CGGGUGUGAGAGUGGUGGAGCUUGAAGCAGAGUUAAUACAUAUGCUUAUAUUCUGCAUAUCGCUUGUGGGUGGUGGUGCUUGGCAGCUUCAUUCCGUCCCGUUCCUUCGCUCUCUCUCCGUCUCUUGCUUGAAGUCUUCCUGCUCACUCUAUCCUUUUCUGUUCAUACCCGCGCUCGUUUGAAUCUAUGUCUGUUUAAUCGAAUCUUGGCUUGACCAACCCACAUCCAGCUGGUCUGCGAUUCCUUUCUUAUAUCCUUCUCCACAGCGCGCUGGCGCGAUCUUUCUCCCCACUUCUCCUCAACGGUGCCAACGCCUGAGAUGAGACCUCUUUGGUUCGGUCAAGUAUGCCCUGUGCUUGUCGUCAUCGUAUCUCUUUGGCCAACAGUGGUAGCUCACCAUUGGAGACAUCGACAUGAAGUGUCAACAUUGACUACGGUCGAGACAAUCAAGGCCGCGCCUCUUUUCACUCUCCAAAAUGUCAACGCUACAGUGACGGAGCAACAAGCCACCACGGAAACAGUAAAUCAGGUCGAGACGAUGACGAUGACUUUAACGGACGAGCCACUGGUCCUCACUGUCCAAAAUGUCAACUCCACAGUGACGCAACAACUGGCAAUGACCAUGACAAAGAACCAAACGGUGAUCAUGACGAAAACCGACGUCGCCACAGAAACCGAAACUGUCAUGAUGACCAUGACGCAGCCUGAGAUCCAAACGGUUACCAUGACCCAAAUGGACGUCAGCACCGUCAUGCAGCCCACGACCAAGACCGUCACCGUCGAAGCCGUCGUCACCGAGACCAUGACCGACAACAGCGUUUCCGCGGAUACGAGCGCUCCCUCGUUCUCCUUCGACCCUUCCUCCUCGGCUGACACCUCCGCCGACACGACGCUCCUUACAGUCACCACAUCAAGCGCUGCAGACUCGGCGGUGGCGGCGGCGGCGCCAGCAGCAGCGGCCACCACUACCUCUGCCCAAGCACUGGCAGAUACGGAUCCCGGGGCGCCGUUCGAUAUCAAUAGUUUCUCGCUGCAGAGCGCGGUAACGGUGGGGCUGGGGAAGAGGAAGGCGAGGGGCAGGGCGAGAGCGGAGGCGGCAGCGACGGGGAAAGGGACGGAGAUGGGGUGAAGAGGUUAUUAUACUUCUGGUUGAUUCGUUUGAACGGUUGAUUCGUUCGAUGGACGCGUUGGCAGUAGCGCAGGCAUCGCUACCUACCUGGAUUAUGGAUAUCAUGUUUCUGGAGCAAGCAAUGGGUAGGAGUCUGGGGAGCGGGAGGGAUAUUAGACAUCGGCGACCGAUAAAUGAAUGGCCAAGAAGAAAAUUGUCUGGGUGGAACGGGGUGUGCUGGACGUGACGACGUGGGCGAGCGUUCUUGGUCUUUUCCUCUUUCAGCAUCGACUACAUAGGUAAAAUAGACAACAC
Aplosporella prunicola CBS 121167 is the source of this 1423-nucleotide messenger RNA. RefSeq lists its product as uncharacterized. The transcript has 5 exons. NCBI's taxonomy places the organism in Eukaryota, Fungi, Ascomycota, Dothideomycetes, Botryosphaeriales, Aplosporellaceae. The coding region runs from base 320 to 1129 and encodes 269 amino acids. The record is from RefSeq and is a predicted model, not a curated record.